GAUUAGAUAAACGCUUUUUUUUUUUUUUUGACCUUGUGCAACACUCCCUUUGCUCUUCUAGUUCAAACAACACUGCCGAGUGGAGAGGUGUGGCCACGGCUGAAGCCAAAAUGGCGACAACAGGACCUCAGUUUCACUCUUCGCACUGAUUCUCUUAGCUAGCUGACUAGCUAGCUCUACAAGAAACUACCGCAAAGACGGGAAUCCAACCCGGGCACAGUUAAAUAUGGCUGAAUUUGAGCAGCACGAAGGAGAGCAGGAUAUUGAGAAGAAAAUUGAGGAAACGAGACAGAGAUUCAAGAAUGAGUUCCUCCAAGAUUCAAUAGAUAAAUAUGACUCCAGAGAUGUGGAAAGGCUUGAAAAAGAUGAUGCUCUGGUGGAGAGCUAUCUCCAAUGGAGAAUUUAUGUCAUAGAUGAUGCCCUGAAAAUGAUUGAUGAAAGUCUUCAGUGGAGAAAGGAAUAUGGUCUGAAUGAUCUCACUGAGAACUCCAUUCCCAAAUGGAUGUUCGAGACUGGUGCUCUCUACCUCCACGGCUAUGACAAAGAGGGCAACAAGCUCUUCUGGUUCAAAGUAAAGCUACACGUCAAGGAUACAAAAACAAUCAUGGACAAGAAGAAGUAUGUUGCCUUCUGGCUGGAGCGGUAUGCGAAGAAAGAACCUGGGAUGCCACUCACUGUUGUGUUUGACAUGACGGAGUCUGGCCUCAGUAAUAUUGACAUGGAGUUUGUGAAGUAUGUUAUUAAUUGCUUCAAAGUAUAUUAUCCAAAGUUUUUAUCCAAAAUGAUCAUUGUGGAUAUGCCUUGGAUCAUGAAUGCUGCCUGGAAGAUUGUGAGGACGUGGUUGGGUCCCGAGGCAAUCAGCAAGCUAAAGUUUGCAUCCAAAUCUGAAGUGCAGGGAUUCAUAGACCCUGAGUACCUGCCCCCUCACAUGGGCGGAACGGACCCCUUCAAGUACAGCUACCCACCUCUUCCUGAUGACGACUUCCAAACACCCAUCUGUGAAAACGGACCAAUUGUUAGUGAGGACGAGACGGAGAGCAAAGAGGGUGAAAUGGAGAGCAAAGAUACCCUCGAGUCCAGCUUCAACUCUGAGGUUGCAGUAAAGCCAAAAAAGGUAAAUUUCCUGGAAGACAGUUUGAGGGCAGAGGACUAUGAAAAAGGAGACAGCAGGACCAAAGGAGCCAGGAAGCCACUGUCCACCUUCAAAGGCCUUCUGCUAGAUGUUAGCCCCGCAGAGGAACUCAGCUUUGGUUCUGGAGAGACAGAGAAAAAGAGCCUCAUUAUCCUGAACAAUGUAACCAAAAAUCAAGUAGCCUUUAAGGUACGGACCACAGCACCUGAGAAGUACAGGGUGAAGCCCAGCAACAGCAGCUGUGACCCAGGAGCUUCAGUAGAUAUAGUGGUGUCUUUACAUGGAGGUUCUCAAGCUUCUCCACAGGACAGAUUUUUGGUAAUGGCUGCCGAGAUGGACAAUGCUGUAUCACAAGAACUUUCACAGUUCUGGAAAGAAGUACCUAAAACCAAGGUCAUGGAACACAGAUUGCGCUGUCAUGUUCUGGAGAGCGUCAAACCACAAACACUAACUCCUCUCAGAGACAGCCCUGUGGAGACCGGGACCAACGGACAGCAGGAAUUAAACUCUGCGCUCAUGCGAUUGAUGACCUGCAAUGCACGAAUGGAGCAGAAGCUGAAUACAUGUCUGUGGGUGCAGAAGGUCAUUAUUGGCUUGGUGCUGGUCCUUGUGGGGCUGAACCUUAUGUGUCUCCACGUGCUGAGUGCUUCCCAGCAGCCAUCCUGACCUCCCAGAGCUCCCUCCACCUGCAUAUGUCGACCACAGACACACAGACGCUUCCAGCAGGGCCACAGUCAGGCUGCUGUCAUGGAGGGGAGGAAAACGGACUUUAGGGACAUGCGAGUUGAUGUGGAGUUAAUAUAUGAAGAGCUUGUACUCGUCUCUUGAGGCUCUUAAGAGUUAAUACAACAGAGACACUCAACAAUGUGACAUCAAAUCAUUAAUGUAUUUUUAAAGACCAAUCGUGAAAAAAUUUGUAUUUAUUACAAAAGACUAAGUACGUAGGAAGAAUUAGUUACUUUUGUGAUCAGAAUGUACAAUUUUUUUUAUAUAUAUUAUAUAAAUCUACAGAGUUUAAAAUAAACACUUUUUGUCAACUUCA
This is a messenger RNA of Etheostoma spectabile (orangethroat darter), 2174 nucleotides long. It is a transcript of the gene mospd2, whose product is annotated as motile sperm domain containing 2. The record is from RefSeq and is a predicted model, not a curated record. The transcript is spliced from 15 exons. Lineage: Eukaryota; Metazoa; Chordata; Actinopteri; Perciformes; Percidae. Bases 227 to 1798 code for a protein of 523 amino acids. Gene Ontology annotation, cellular component: endoplasmic reticulum-endosome membrane contact site; endomembrane system.